GUCCGCUUCAGUAUCCCGGACGAAGUUAACGGCUUUCCUGUCAUGGACCGGGCUGUGAUUUCGCCCGCUUUACAGCUCAGAAACGGAUAAAAGAGGAGCGAACGCGUCUGUUUUUCAUAAUUUCCUCCAUAACUUCGUCUCCAGCUUGGAUUUUAUCCUCCAGCGGGGCGAUUUUAGGGGCUUGAAGCAGGUUCUCCUCCAGCUUGUGUGGGAAUGUGAACUUCUCUUAUGGAUGCCGAUACACUUUUGGAGUAUUUACGCACCUUUUCCUGAAUUGUUUUGGAUUUGAAAGAGUGGACUAGGCUCACUUCUGGUCCUGAAAUCUAGCCGUGAAGAAAGCCAUGGUCGCUGUGUUAAUGUAGAAGCUGAAAACAACGUUAAAAUCAUGAUUUCGGAGGAGAGAAGCAGCCACGUAAAUAAGCAAACCCUGAACUUUCCCGUGGGUUUGCUUAUCCGCUCUCCCAAGAGGCGCCUCGCCAAACUGGGAAGGAAACCCAGCAAUGGCUCUGUCCAGUCCAACAACUCGAACACAACUGUCCGCUCCGCCGAGAGCGUCGGCGUCCGGCAGCCAGCUAAGAGCAAAAUCCGCCGCCACAACAACAGGUUUUCCACUGUGUUCAAUCACAGCCCCAACCUGCAGGAUGGUGGACGGCGUGUCCAGGUGGCGGGCAGCAGCGGCGGGAGCUUGACCGGAGACCUCCAGGCUUUGGAUGACCCGGCCGAGCUGUCCAGUCAAAUGUCCGUCCCCGGCAUCCUGAAGAUCUUUGGCAGCGACAUCUGUCAGGGGACCAACUACAAGAGCGUGCUGGCUACCACUCAGUCCAGUGCAAAGGAGCUGGUGAAGGAGGCUUUGGACAGGUACUGUCUGGAAAAAGAAGACCCCAACAAUUACGUGCUGUGUGACGUGAUUGGCCAGACGGGCAGUGAUAACCAAUGGAAGAGGGAGUGCUUCAGGGUGGUGGGUGACAGCGAGAGGCCCCUCAUGCUGCAGUCGCUGUGGAAGCCGAAGGAAGGCUUCUCCAGGCGCUUUGAAAUCCAGCUGCGAGCGAACGUUGAAGAGCAGAGUUUAAAGGACAGAGAUAUGGUCACAGCAGGGAUUAAUGCUCAGGCUCGUAAGCUGCAGAAGACCCGCUCCAGGGUGACCUCCCUUUUUGUUGACAGCAGCGGGGAGGACGCAGACGGACUCGGCAUUUGGAGGAGCCUGAGCGAGAUGGAUUUAUCUGCGAUGGGGAAGGAGGCCGGCAAGGCCCAACAGAGCACGCUCAGAGAGGAUCCCGAAGCUGAAGCCGACAAGGAAGUGCUGCGCCUCGGCAUGGAGAAGGAGGAGACGGAGAGCAGCGAUGACAACACAACCCAGUACUCCAUCCACCCGCCCUUUGACUUCCCAUACUUCCUCCUGCUGCAAGGGUACAGCCACAGACAGGAUUUCGUCAUCUACCUGAUGAGUGGUACCAGCACCAUCUUUGGCUGCUGCAGGGAGCACCACACUGGGGAGGAUGAGGAGAGGCUGAAGGUGGACAUCCUCCUGUUUGCUCCAGAUGUGUUACCGCAGCACUGCUGCGUCAGACGGCUGGACUCUAACAACCAAACUUCCACGGGAGGAGAGCACAGAAAGACUCUGACGAUGCUGAAGCCCCUUCAUGGAGCUCCUGUGACUCGAAACGGUUUACUCCUUAAAGAGGAGGUUGAACUGAAUCCAGGGGAUUUGGUUGGCUUGGGGAAACAUUACUUGUUCAUGUUCAAGGAUCCUACAAGCACACCAGGAUCACUCCACAGCCCUCCUUGGAUGACCAGACUCUGCCCAAACUCUGACUCAAAGACCUCUUGUUUGUCAUGUGGCUCUUCGGUGGCUGGAAAAAAGCUCCUGAGGAAGCCUUUACCUCCUCGUUGGAGAGAUCCGGAGGGCGCAGAGGCUUCACUGAGCUAUGAGCUGGACCAGGAGGAGCAAGUCCUUCAACAGAUCCUGGACAUCUCGGACCCCAGUGGGAAUGAACCGAAGCUGACGCCUGCUUUCCUGCUCAGCCUCUGCAUCCAGCACUCAGCCUCCACAUUUGAGCUGACCCACUUCAGACAGGUGCUGCUCCGGAUAUCCAGUCAGAUCCAGCUCUUUACAUUGGAGAAGACAAAGGAGCUUGCAGCAAUCCAGCCGGAAACGAGCUCCGGCGACGGGCCGUCGGAGCAGCUUCAGCUGCUCAGCAUGGACGAGCUGAUCCCAGGACUCCGACCGCUGGUGCUCUGGAUGGCCAACUCCAUCGAGCUGCUGCACUUCAUCCAGCAUGAAGUCCCUCAGCUGCUGCCCUGGAGGCAGGACCAGGAGGAUGAAGGUCUGCUGGACUCUGAGAUCUCCGCCACUCGGGCAGCCUGUGAGGAAGCCAUGACAGUCCUGGAGGAAGUCAUCAUGUUCACCUUCCAGCAGACCGUCUACUAUCUAACAAAGAGCAUGUACUCAGCCCUGUCUGGUCUGCUGGACGGGAACCCAUUCUCAGAGAGCGGUCAGCUGCGAGUGCCCGAUGGACUCGAGAGCAUCCUGGAGGUCCUGAAGGAGGCGCUGAAGCUUCUGACGGCCUUCCAGGUGCAUCCGGACAUCUCGUUGCAGCUCUGCGCCUACCUGUUCUUCUUCAUCAAUGCUUCGCUCUUCAACACCCUCAUGGAGAGAGGAUCUGUCGCCGGGUUCUACCAGUGGGCUCGAGGCGUGCAGAUCCGGGCCAACCUGGACCUACUGAUGGACUGGAAUCAGAGCAUCGGUCUGGGGGAUCUGGCCACUGAGUUUUUCCAGAAGCUCUCUGCUGCUGUCAAUCUGCUGGCCACACCCAAAGAAACACUGCUGCAGGCGUCCUGGGCUUCUCUCAGGACCGAGUUCGCUGCUCUGAAACCCGCCCAGCUUCACCACAUGCUGAGGGAGUACAACUCCGGGAAGGCCUGCCCCUCCGGAUGGAGCCCGUCACCGGGUGAUGCAGAGGACGCCGUCAGAACAGCCGACAUUCUGGAGAGCUUCGACAACCACCCGCCGCUCAUCCUGCCCAGCAGCGCGUUUCACCUGGAGCUGGGUAAAACCAUCAUGGAGCCGGCGCUGUUUGAACAGCUCGGGCGUCUGCAGGAGUUCAUUGGCGGACUUCCUCGCAGUGAAACCCGAGUCAAACCUGAAGUGGAGGAGCAGGCCUUCAAUGAGACGACUACAGACAGCCAGUCUGUGACCUCGGCCUCCGUCAGAGUCCUCCAGGAUCCGGCCCAUCAGGUGGUCUCUGACCCUGCGCACCGGGACACUCUUACAUCCGCAGAACCAGCUCAGGCCCGAGGCUCUAACGGUGACUUGAGCAGCUGUGAGGCUGUCCUGACCCAGAAGCUGAAGAGCCUGGAGCUGCAGAACACCCUCCCAGGACAGGCCGACGUGAGCUACCACAAGAGCCUGGCACUGGACCCGUCCUGCCUGCUCACACCGCCCAACACCCCACAGGGGAUGGAGCUGGCUGAGCUGGAGGCUGACCUGCAGGAGGGGACCCACCAAUUAAAGAAAGCCAGUGGAAGUGCUGAGAGGAAGACAGGAAACGAGGGAGCAGCAGCUGACGAAGAAGAAGACAGAGAGGAAGUGUUCGUGGUGGAGCUUCACAAAGGGCCUCAUGGUCUCGGACUGGCACUCGUAGACGGGACGAAAACACCGCUGAGAAUGAGCGGCAUUUACGUGAAGUCGGUCGUCCCCGACUCUCCAGCCGCUAAGUGUCAGAAACUGAGAACGGGCGAUCGAAUCCUGGCUGUGAACGGCAUGAGUUUGGUUGGAAUGGAUUACAGCACUGGGCGGGAGCUGAUUCGCUCAUCCGGAGACUCACUCAAGCUGCUGGUUGCCAAGAUAGAUUCCAAAACAGGCAGCAAAGCCUCGACUACAUGCUGAAGUUAGAGCGCUGGUGGAAGAUCCAGUGUAAUUUGGGAAUACUAGAGGACGUGAGAUUCAUCUCUCUUGCUUCAUCCCAAAGUCAGUAUUUCUCACAGGAUGGAUUCCCCGACCAAAGGAACACACACUUCCUCCUUUUUGUUUCCGACUCAUAAUGGGAUGCAGACAAUCAAACCGAACACAGACUGUGGGCGCUUUGCUGGCAGACGGAGGGGGAAGACAAGUUUUAAAAGCUCUUUUUUUUUUCUUUACCAGCUUCUAAAAACAAACUCAAAAACAGGGAAGGGGGGAAAACCAGAGCCUGUGGCGUCUGAGUGCAGGAUUUAAUGUCUGAAGAGUGCUGCCAAGCUGCUCCGCGAUCACUCACGUCUGGCUUCAACUGGAAUUAUUUCCAAAUUCAUUUUUAAAUUAUAUCUAUUUAAAAAAAAUGUGAAGCUUUAUAUGUUACACUCCAAAAACAAAACAUUGUAUCUGCCAGUGGGCAUGUCUCAGAUUCAGAUAUAUUUCCAAAACAAGGAAAACUGUCUUUGUGUUGCACUUCUUGUUUCUUUGCAGGAAUGACUGAACAUUAACCCUCAGUUUUCUGCUGCUUCAGGUUCUUUCUUGUAUAAAUUCAUCAACAGUCUGCUGCUGUAACACCAUAAAAUAUUACCAGUCCUUUAAAAGUAAACUCUAAGUAGCACUUUUAGCGUGUUAUUCUUUUUCCAACACACACACACACACACACAAAAAAAGCAGGUGUAGGUGCGUUUGGCUUCUUUAAGUUGCAGCCCAAAUCAAGAACAGCUGAACCCCCCCUGCCCGCGCAGGUUCAGUGUCCGGGUUAAACACUAACUCGUGCUUUUAAAGCAGCGGUUCUCAAACUGUGGCGGGGCAUGGAGCCGCUGUAGCGGUGGCGUGGAGGACCACAAUCAGGACGACCAGGGGAAAGGAUGCGAUUAUUGUUGGGAAAAUAAACACAAGAUUUAGGGAGAGUUGUUGCCCCAAAUACGGGAGUUUUAAUAUCACAGAUUACGGGAAGGUGGAGCAUGAGGUGGAUCAGCAGGUUGUAUGGGACCAUCGUGGUUAGGAGAAAACGGAGUCCAAAGGUGAUGCCUUUGAUUGACCAAUCACCUUCAAACCCACAUUUAUGUCCAUGAAUUGUGGGCAGUGAGCCCCCCAGAACAAGAUUACGGAUACAAACAGCCAAGAUGAGUUUCUUCAUUAGGUUGGCUCAGCCUUAAAAAUGUGAUGAGGAGCUCAGACUAAAGUUACUAUUCCUUCAUGUCAUAACUGGCCAGCUGUGGUAGUUCAAACAUAUGAUCAGGAUUCCUCCUGGACGCCUCCCUUUGGAGGUUUUCCAGACAGACCCAACUAGAAGAAGAACCUGAAGGAGACCCAGAACUCCCUGAACAGAUUAUCUAUUUCAUCAGGCCUGGGAACACCUCAGGAGAAACUGCGGUAAAGGAUGUCUGAAAUGCUAUGCUUAGCCCACUGCCAGUGCAAUCCUUUCUAAGGUUAGUAAAGUUCAAAUAUCUUGUUGACUCUCCCCAUUUUAGUCCACUGACUUUAUAUGGUUUGAGUCAUUUAGAGCUUCCUAGAAGAAAACAAGAAGCCUUGAAAGUAGGCCUAGAGGAAGUAGACAACAUCCAUUCCAGGCUAUGUGGGUAAAAUGAGAAAUGGCUCCAGAUAGCCUCAAACCAAAGGCACUUAGGGUCAGACACAUAAAGCAAGUGGCUAGGAUUGAAAAAUCUGCUGAGCCAGCUUCAAGUUAAAUUGCAGGUUAUGUUUAGGCAAUAAGACUAAGUGGUUGGAGUUGGGAUUAACUAUGAGGAUCAUUUUUAGGGUAGAGCUAAAACUGUGAGGCUGAAAUGAAUGUAAGAGGCUUGAUUUGAUUGGUAACUUCUGGCUUAUGCUGAGCCAGUAAACUAGUGGAAGGGAAGAAGUUAACAUAAGGAUUAAGAUUUCACAUGUUUUUGAUAAAAGAAGUCGGAUGAACACAACUGGAGCGGCAACUUUUUUUAUUUAUUACUCUGCAGGUCAUUUUCUUUGUUCAUCUUUUUAUAAGAGUAAAAAAUGGCACACAAUGCUUUAUUAAACGCCCCAAAGCAAGAAAUACUCAGAUUACAUUAAAGCUGUAGUUCAUAAACUGUUCAGCAGUCCAUCUGUCGGGACAUGGUGCAACUAAUAAAAA
This is a messenger RNA of Archocentrus centrarchus (flier cichlid), 6059 nucleotides long. RefSeq names its product ras-associating and dilute domain-containing protein-like. Gene Ontology annotation, cellular component: cell-cell junction. Gene Ontology annotation, molecular function: GTPase binding. Bases 386 to 3886 code for a protein of 1166 amino acids. Gene Ontology annotation, biological process: regulation of GTPase activity; signal transduction; negative regulation of Rho protein signal transduction. The transcript has 16 exons. The record is from RefSeq and is a predicted model, not a curated record. NCBI's taxonomy places the organism in Eukaryota, Metazoa, Chordata, Actinopteri, Cichliformes, Cichlidae.